CUGCCGUCUCGGACGCUGGACUAAGACAGGCGGCAACGGGCCCUCAUCUUCAACGUCGACGACAGCAUUGCGACUAUGCGAUGAUGGAUUUACGGCGCCGGCCCUCGGUGACCUCACGCCUCUCCUUUGCCGUCAGCAAUGCUGAGCGUGGCGAGUCUGUAGACCUGCCAGCAGCUGUCGCAGCCGACCAGCAGAUCGAGGAGGAAAUCGCCGAGAUCAAGAGAUACGAGGACUUCACAACCAUUGAUUGGGUCCAGGAUGCCGCCCAGGAACGACAGCGCCGGAAAGCGCGCCGGAAGCGCACCGCCGGCCUCUACGACAGCGGCCAGGUCGACUGGAGGCACAGGCUGUUUGCCCUGUACGAGGCCGCCCAGGGGUGGAUCGUCAUCACCAUCAUCGGCGCUGCCAUCGGCCUGAACGCUGCCUUCCUGAACAUCAUCACCGAAUGGCUGGCCGACAUCAAGAUGGGACACUGCACCACUGCUUUCUAUCUCAACGAGAACUUCUGCUGCUGGGGCGAGGACAACGGCUGCCCCGAGUGGCAUCGUUGGACCGGCUUUGAGCCUGCCAACUACAUAGUCUACAUCAUCUUUGCGACCAUGUUUGCCUUUGUCUCCGCCACUCUUGUCAAGUGCUAUGCGCCUUAUGCCGCGGGUUCGGGCAUCUCCGAGAUCAAGUGCAUUAUCGCCGGGUUUGUCAUGAAGGGCUUCCUUGGCUUUUGGACCCUCCUGAUCAAGUCCAUCUGUCUCCCCUUGGCCAUUGCUUCUGGCCUGUCUGUUGGCAAGGAGGGGCCCAGCGUCCACUAUGCCGUCUGCACUGGCAACGUCAUCUCCCGCCUGUUUGACAAGUACAGGCGCAGUCGCUCCAAGACCCGUGAGGUCCUCAGCGCCUGUGCGGCUGCAGGCGUGGCCGUGGCCUUUGGAAGUCCUAUUGGUGGCGUCUUGUUCUCCCUCGAAGAGAUGAGCAGUUACUUCCCCCUCAAGACCAUGUGGCGGAGCUACUUCUGUGCGCUUGUCGCGACGGUCGUGUUGGCCUUCAUGAAUCCCUUCAGGACUGGUCAGCUCGUCAUGUUCCAGGUCACCUAUGACCGGUCCUGGCACUUCUUCGAGACUCCAUUUUAUGUGCUGAUCGGCGCCAUGGGCGGUCUAUACGGUGCCUUUGUCAUCAAGUGGAAUCUGCGAUACCAGGCAUUCCGAAAGAAGUACUUGUCAAAAUAUCCUGUCCUCGAGGCAACUCUCCUGGCGACCGCGACUGCCAUCGUUUGUUACUAUAACGUCUUCCUCAGGAUCGAAAUGACGGAGAGUAUGGAGAUCCUUUUCCUUGAGUGCGAAGGGACGGAGGACUACCACGGUCUCUGUGAUGCUCCUAACCGACUCUGGAACAUCGCUUCUUUGCUUUCGGCGACCAUAAUCCGGAUCUUUUUCGUGAUCAUCUCGUAUGGUUGCAAGGUACCCGCGGGUAUUUUCGUGCCGUCAAUGGCUGUUGGGGCUUCAUUUGGCCGGGCGGUUGGCAUCAUUGUGCAGGCCAUUCACGACGCAAAUCCUGACAGUGUCUUCUUCUCAGCCUGUGAGCCUGACGUACCGUGUAUCACGCCAGGUACCUACGCUUUCCUUGGUGCAGCAGCAGCGCUCAGCGGCAUCAUGCAUAUUACAGUGUCGGUCGUGGUCAUCAUGUUUGAGCUCACCGGGGCGCUUGUCUAUAUAUUGCCCACCAUGAUUGUCGUUGGUGUCACAAAGGCUGUCAGCGACCUCAUCGGGGGCGGAGGCAUUGCGGACCGCAUGAUAUGGUUCAGCGGUAUGCCGUUCCUUGACGGCAAGGAAGAGCACAACUUCGGGGUGCCUGUUUCCCACGCCAUGACAACGGACGUCGUCUCCAUCCCGAUGUCCGGCUUGACGCUCCAGCAGGUCAAGCAAUUACUCGCCAAUGGGAACUAUCAAGGUUUUCCUAUUGUCGAAAACGAUCAGAACAAGAUCAUUGUGGGAUACAUUGGUCGUACUGAGCUGCAAUACGCCGUCGACCGGCUCAGGAAGCAGCGUUCUUUGAACCCACAGGCGAAGUGCAACUUUGCGUCGUCCAACAAUGUGGCGCCCACAACACCAUCCACAACACCGUCGAUCACGGUCCUCGCCGAUCCCAUGUCCUCGACGUCCAUCGAUUUCACCCGUUACGUGGACUUGACCCCAGUGACAGUACACCCCCGCCUACCGCUGGAGACGGUCAUAGAGCUCUUCCGCAAGAUCGGGCCUCGAGUCAUCCUGGCUGAGCACCAUGGCCAGCUGAAAGGACUGGUGACGGUCAAAGACUGUCUCAAAUACCAGUUCAAGGCGGAGGCUUCCGAGAACCCCCGGGAUGACCAGCACAUUCUACAGUCGCAGGAGAAGCUGUGGGGGGUGUUCCAACAAGUGGCGGGCUGGGUGUCGUCCAAGGUUAACAGUGCCUCUGGCGGGCGGAUACGGUUGAGUGGCACCACUGACGAAACAGACGGUCUCAUCAUGGACGGCACUGAGCAGGUCGAGGAUGAAGGGCUUGAAUUAGAGAGUAGAGGUCACGAUGACAGGCGUUAGGUAUUGGAUAUUUGUUAGCUGAAAUGCAAUCACUUAGAGCACAAAA
Molecule: messenger RNA, 2610 nt
Organism: Diaporthe batatas
Lineage: Eukaryota; Fungi; Ascomycota; Sordariomycetes; Diaporthales; Diaporthaceae
Exons: 4
Coding region: 81-2564 (827 amino acids)
Biological process (GO): chloride transport; intracellular iron ion homeostasis; transmembrane transport
Cellular component (GO): early endosome; membrane; Golgi apparatus
Molecular function (GO): voltage-gated chloride channel activity
Source: RefSeq, a predicted model, not a curated record